AUGCUUUAAUUUUGCUGAUAUACAUUCCUUUGUAAAACUCCAUUGUGCAAUGGGAGGCGUGGUUCUAUUUCAUUAUUUUUACGAUUUUUGCUGAACAGUCACAGCAACAACUUGGCAACAGCAGUCGUCAGCCGGUCUAAUUACUUUCUGUACAACAUAAUAAUUAACUUUACUAAAAAUUAAAUUAUUCGCAAUCAAACGAAAGAGAUCCUUGUUAUUUAAUUUUUAAUUGACGAGCCAUGCUUCGAAGCGCAAAUUUUCUUUGGAAAACGUCUGCUGCGUGCAGAGCUGGGUCUGUGACCUCUGUCAGAUCGUCACACGCUCAGGCAGACUUCAGGAGACUUUUGCAAGAGCAACUGAACAACAUCAAAGUAGCGGGAACAUGGAAGGCCGAGCGAAUCAUCACAUCAAAACAAGGCGUCGAAAUCUCUGUACAUGGCUCCAGCAAAAAAAUUCUCAAUUUCUGUGCCAACAAUUACCUUGGGCUCUCUAGUCACCCUGAAGUAGUUGAUGCUGGCAAAAAAGCGUUGGAUGAGUUUGGAGCCGGCCUCAGCUCUGUCCGUUUCAUUUGCGGCACGCAAUCAAUCCACAAGAAAUUGGAACGUCAAAUAUCAGAGUUUCACGGGCGCGAAGAUGCGAUUCUGUACCCGAGUUGUUUUGAUGCCAAUGCAGGCCUCUUUGAAGCUAUGCUGGGUCCAGAAGAUGCAAUUUUCUCAGAUGAACUCAAUCACGCCUCAAUUAUUGAUGGGAUUAGGCUGUGCAAAGCCAAGAAGUACAGAUACAAGCAUCGUGACCUCAGCGAUCUUGAGAAUUUGCUAAAGGAGGCUGGAGACUUUCGAACAAAACUUAUUGUGACUGAUGGAGUUUUUUCGAUGGACGGUAAUGUGGCUCCCUUGAAGGCCAUUUGUGAUGUGGCUGAGAAAUACAAUGCUCUAACUUUUAUCGACGAGUGCCACGCCACUGGAUUUUUUGGAAAAACUGGCCGAGGAACGGAGGAGUUUUUUGGAAUCGACGGAAAAGUUGACAUUAUCAACUCGACGCUUGGAAAAGCCCUUGGAGGCGCAGCUGGAGGUUACACCACAGGGCCUAAAGAACUGAUUGAUCUGCUUAGACAGAAGUCAAGGCCAUAUCUUUUCUCAAACUCGUUGCCACCUCCAGUUGUUGCUUGCGCUAGCAAGGUUUUUGAUCUUUUACUCUCCAGCUCGGAGUUGUGUGAAAAAGUUGCUGCUGGCACUGCCAGAUUCCGCUCUGCCAUGACCAAAGCUGGCUUCACCAUUGCUGGAGAGCAGCAUCCCAUUUGUCCUGUCAUGCUUGGGGACGCCCGACUUGCCUCUCAAUUUGCUGACAAAAUGCUUUUUGAAGGAAUCUACGUAAUUGGGUUUAGCUACCCAGUAGUUCCCCAAGGAAAGGCCCGAAUCCGAGUUCAGAUUUCGUCUGCUCAUUCGAACGAAGACAUCGACAGAGCUGUGGACGCUUUUAUUAGGAUUGGCAAAGAGCUUAAGGUCAUCUCAUAAUUCACACACACCAUUUUACAAUACUUACUUAUGUAUGUGCAAUCUCAUUUUGUUCCUUUACAUUAUCACCUCAUUGAUUUUCAUGGUGGUACAAACGAUGGUGAUCUUAUUUUUUGAAUAAAAUAAUAAUAGGGUGGUCCAGCAA
This is a messenger RNA of Neocloeon triangulifer, 1659 nucleotides long. RefSeq names its product 2-amino-3-ketobutyrate coenzyme A ligase, mitochondrial (gene Gcat). The transcript is spliced from 8 exons. Bases 240 to 1514 code for a protein of 424 amino acids. The record is from RefSeq and is a predicted model, not a curated record. Gene Ontology annotation, molecular function: glycine C-acetyltransferase activity; pyridoxal phosphate binding. Lineage: Eukaryota; Metazoa; Arthropoda; Insecta; Ephemeroptera; Baetidae. Gene Ontology annotation, biological process: L-threonine catabolic process; biosynthetic process.